AUGCGAAAUUUUGUGUCCAACUUUGAGCUGGUGAUUGAGGCUUAUGUGCUACCAGCACUAACAACCUUACUGCCGAAUGAAGAUAUUAUCGAAAACGGAUGGAUGAGGAAGCUACAACUUGCAGACCCGGAAUAUAACGUUAAGGCAGGCAUUGAUCUGGCACUGGGAGCUGAAGUGUUUGAAGAGAUAAUCGAGCCAAAAAUAAAGAAAGGAGAUCCAUUGAUGGGCCAAAAGACGAAAUUAGGUUGGGUUCUCUCGGGCAAAGUCCCCAUAGAGUCACCUGCAGUCACGACACUGAUAUCUAAUAUAUCAACAACGGAGUUUCAUAUGGCGCUCCAACGAUUCUUCGAAACAGGGGCAGAUCAGGAUGAUGUAGCGGUUGCGAACGAAUACGAGGUGAUUUACGAAAGCACGGUCCAGCGUGACGCAGAUGGCACAUACGCGGUCACGUUACCAUUCAAGGACGACCCUAAGGUAGUGUCACUAGGGAAUUCAAGGAACAGGGCACUAAUGCGUCUAAAACAACCCGAAAAAACGACUCGAGAAGGAUGUUCAAUUAAAGGAAGGAUGCAAGAGUACAUCGACCUUGGUCACAUGAGGCGACCGAUACCUUUUGUUGGAGAAGACAGAGACGUGUACUACCUUCCGCAUCAUCCUGUAAUUAAGAUGGAAAGCACGACCACCAAGAUACGGCCAGUUUACGAUGCUUCUGCAAAAACUUCGAGUGGUUCCAGCUUAAACAACUUUCCACAAAUUGCAAGGCGACCUAGCGCAUACACUGCUAAGAUGGAGCAAAUUUCGAUACGCAAUUACAUCCGAUAUCGAGAAAAUGUUUCCGAUGAUUAA
Messenger RNA from Hermetia illucens (black soldier fly), 846 nucleotides. RefSeq lists its product as uncharacterized. The transcript has a single exon. The coding region runs from base 1 to 846 and encodes 281 amino acids. The record is from RefSeq and is a predicted model, not a curated record. Lineage: Eukaryota; Metazoa; Arthropoda; Insecta; Diptera; Stratiomyidae.